This is a messenger RNA of Lampris incognitus (smalleye Pacific opah), 4640 nucleotides long. It is a transcript of the gene mideasa, whose product is annotated as mitotic deacetylase associated SANT domain protein a. Gene Ontology annotation, molecular function: transcription corepressor activity. Gene Ontology annotation, biological process: negative regulation of DNA-templated transcription; regulation of transcription by RNA polymerase II. NCBI's taxonomy places the organism in Eukaryota, Metazoa, Chordata, Actinopteri, Lampriformes, Lampridae. Gene Ontology annotation, cellular component: histone deacetylase complex; transcription regulator complex. The record is from RefSeq and is a predicted model, not a curated record. The transcript has 13 exons. The coding region runs from base 579 to 3803 and encodes 1074 amino acids.
AACUGCUCCGCUCGGAUACGGUGUGCAACGGCGCCACUUCAGCGUUGAGUGAACGGGUUUUGGUCCGGAGGAGGAGGAGGAGGAGGGUGGUGUUGGUGUUCGGGUCCGCGUAUUCGUCGUUUAGCCUCGCCCGUACGCCGCGCGGCGUGCUGUGUACCGACCCGAGGGGGGAAAGUAGCGCGUUCACAAGUGACAUUUGUUGCGCACCCGUCCCGUCAUGGAGCUGCACGCAGGCGACUUUGAUCGAAACCGAGGCGGUCCCGCGGAGCUCGCCACGGAAAGCUCGGCGCGACACUGAGAAGGUUCUACAGCCUAUAAGAGGAUCAAGAAAGGAUGGCCUGCAGACCUCAGAUUUGAUUUUGGAAGGAGGGGUGUGUGCUCCCCACCCUCCGCCUUUUCCUUUGGGAUUUAUGUUUCCUCCCAAGUACCUCGGUUCACACAAUUAAACAAAGAAAUUCCCAACUAGCCAGAGGCUGUGUACAUGGCACAAGCAACAGCCAAUAACCCUCUGUUUUUGUGCUCUGCUUGAGAAAAAGAUUGAGAGCUCAGACUCCCAAGAUUUGUUUUGACUUAUUACUAUGAGCCUUCCUCCUCAACAUAAAGUAAGUUCUGAUAAGAGUAGUAAACACAGUGCUGCAGCCAUGAAGGAGCCUCUGCAGCAUCCCGGAGAGGUUUAUUAUGGCAUGGGACCUCCAGUGGUAGAGCCAGGCCACAGUGAUUCCGGUAGCACCUCCGGCGUUUAUAACCAAGAAAAAGGCCCUCAAAGUCGACUCCAAUAUCAGCAGGCUGCCCCAGUGAAGUGGAUGCACCAGGAGCCCAUACAGCCCUCUGGCUGGUCUCAAGAAGUUUCUGUACCAGGAUGGGGGCAGAACUUCGUCCCCUACAUGGGUGGGCCAAACAUCAGGGGUCAGAUGGCAUUCCAUAAAGGGGGACAAAAUGUCGGAGCUCUGCAGAUGGGGGGAGAAAAUCAACAGACAGGAUCUGUGGAGGCUUACAGAGAAAGCCCCCAAGCUCAGACUCAAGCCCAGGCGAGGGGUCUCGAGUGGGAGCAGCAUGCUGCUACUGCUGCAAUGCAUCAGGCCCAGCUCCAAGCCUAUCAGCAGGGCCAUAAAGGCGUUGACAUCCAGGGUCAGCCCCACGCCCCUCCUCAAGCCAUGCCUGGGUCUGUGCUGCAGCCUUUCCAGGCAACAUUUAAGACCGCCAAACAGCAGUUUCCAUCUGGGUAUUACCCCGUGUUCCAGGGCCACAAGGCGAUACCCAGCCUCGGAUACAGUGAGCAGCCUAAAACCCAACAGCAACUGCUGCACCAGAUGCAGCAGCAACAAAUGCACCACCAUCAGCAGCAACAGCUGCGUCAACAGCACCAUCAUCAACUACAGCAGCAGCAUUUGCAACAGCAACAGCACCAAAUGCAACAACGUCAGAUCCACCAGCAGCAGCAACUGCAGCAAAUGCAACAACAGUAUCACCAACAUCAGCUACAAGAGCGAAGGCAACAAAUCCAUCAAAUGCAACAGCAGCUACAACCACAGCCGAAUGUAUCACAGCCAGAGGUGUCACAGCUACAGGUGCACCAAAAACAGCUUCACACACAAAACUUCAUGGCCUAUGAACCUGCUGAACCCUGUCCGUCUGACCCGUCAGUGAGCAAUCUGGGACAGCAACAGGAAGCAGAGAUCCAAGCCGAUGAUCCACCAGCCUCGUCCAUUCCAUGCUCUGAAAAGGUCUCUUCAGAUCCCAUGCAGUCUGAGAAUGCAGCGGUGGUCGUCCCUCGACGCUCACGCCGCCUCUCUAGGGAGGGGCUAUCCCCAGUGGCCCCCCCGCCCACCAUCCCUUGUUCACAAGCCUCCAAAGAGACCCCGCCAUCCCAAAAUGGAGUAGCAGAAGCAGAGGCGGUGAGAACGGGGGAAGCCCAGGUGACAACAGGAGGGGUCAUUCAUAGCACCCGCCGAAGGAGGAGGGCAUCUAAGGAGAUCAACCUGGAGACUUUAGCCCAGAAGGCAUCGGAAAUGGAGUCCCUGCCUGCUAAAGUUGUUAAGCAGGAAGAUGGUCCUCAGGGCCGACAGGCGGGCAUGGUGCCCCUGGUCAUCCCCGUGUCUGUGCCGGUAUGUGGGAGUCAGACAGAUCCGCUCCGAGCUUGGCCUCAGGAGCAGGGAGGUCCGAGUGAGGAGCAGCCAAACCAGCCCAACCAUAAGCCUUCUGUCAUUGUGGCUCGGCGCCGCUCUCUUCGAAGCUCCAUGUCUGAGAGCUUUGGCCAGGAUGGGGAGACUUGUCCAGGACAGGAUGAGGAGGGAAAAUCCAAAUCGAAGAGGCGACCCCGUCCUGAGCCCCUCUUCAUCCCUCCUCCAAAACCAUCCACGUUCAUCGCUCCAUCAGUCUACUCCAGCAUAACUUCGUACCAGAGCCACCUGCGCUCCCCGGUCCGUCUACCAGACAACCCCCUCACCCUGCCCCCGUAUACUCCUCCACCCAUUCUUUCCCCUGUGCGAGAGGGCUCGGGGCUCUAUUUCUCCACCUUCCUGUCCAACAUUGCUGCGAGCAACCAGAGCCUGCCACCGCCGGCUACACCAAAGUCUGCCUCCCGCAGCCUCCUGCGGUCCAGCAGUUCAGACAUCACCCCCCCAGUCCUGCCUCUCAUCACUGAUGCCACACCGGUCAGCCUUGAGCCACGGAUCAACAUUGGGCAGCAGUACCAGGCUGAGGUUCCAGAGCUGAGGGAGUGUUGUGCGGCCCAGGUUGAUCAACACAAGGCUGACCUGGUUUGGCUCCCCAUGGACGAGUCCCAGCUCAAACAUGGAGACCAGGACCGCACAAAGGAUAUGAUGAACUUGGCUUGUUCCAGUGUGUUCCGUGGUGGAGGCACCAAUCAGGAGCUGGUUUUACACUGUUUACAUCAAUAUGGAGGCAAUAUCCUUGAGACUCUGAACUGUUUGAUGCUCGAGGACACCAUCAUACCCAAAGAUCAUCACCUGACAGAUUAUCACUAUUCAGGCUCAGACCGCUGGACUGCGGCAGAGAAGUGCUACUUCAACAAAGGUAUCUCCGCCUACAGGAAGGACUUCUUCAGGGUACAGAAACUGGUGCGGACCAAGACGGUGGCUCAGUGUGUGGAAUUUUACUACACGUAUAAAAAGCAGGUGAAGAUCGGCCGCAAUGGGACUCUGACCUAUGGACCUCCAGACUCCUUCAUGGACAAGGGCUCAGAGGCCGUGGUGGACAUUAAGAGUUCUCAGCGAUCAAAAAUGAAUCAAGGAGAGGGGGAAAGGGGCGACAAGCUGGAGCAAGAUUUAUUCGACCAGGGCCAAGACGAAAGCCUGGCGAGGGUCGCUCAGUCGCUGCAGGCUCACGACUACGCAGCAACGGUGUUGGUGCUCCAAGAGAAGGAUGUGGGCAAUAGGCAGAUUUACACUCAGUCGAUACUGCCCCCGGGCUCGGGCAAGCCUGUCCCCGAGCCUGCAGGAAAGAAGAGCAGAGCCCCUCCGAAAGCCUCGCAGGACCCCGAGGGAGUCUUUCCCUGCAAGAAGUGCAGCAGGGUGUUUUAUAAGGUGAAGAGUCGCAGUGCUCAUAUGAAGAGUCACGCCGAGCAGGAGAAGAAGGCUGCAGCUCAGCGCCAGAGAGAGGAGGAGGAGGAGGUGCGGAAAGCAGCCGCCGCCGAAGCUCAGGUGAAGAAGGCAGCGGUGGCGGCAGCAAUGGCGGCAGGGGCUCAGGCUGGGAAUGGAUCCGGAGGGACAGAACAGGCAGAGGUCAGCAGCCAGGGGGAGUCCUCUGAGGGAGAGGAUGAAGAUGAUGAUGACUGGCAAUGAGAGAUGGAAAGAACAAAAACAAAAAACAGAUGAGAUGACGGACAAAGGGAAGGGUAGAGAGUAAAAUGAGGAUGGAGAAGAAAGCGGGGCAGAUUACAUGAGCGGUGCAGAUAGAAAGAGCAAAAGUUGCAGAAAAAAAGACAACAGCCUGAACACAAUGGGUUUUUUUUUUUUUCCUGCAGCGAGCUUUCAGUCUUCCUGUUUAUCCUUCACACUCCUGAGCUGGCUCCAUGUGGUUUUCACCAUCAGAUGACUUGUGCUGGCCCGAGAAUCACACUCCACAUAUUUAGGGACGAUUUCUACCGUUUAACUUUUAAAAGUCUAUUUGUUUAUAAAUGCUCUUAUACUGUAUGCUACCGAUAUGGCUGUUGUUUUUUUUUAUAUCUUAUUUAAUUCAAUAUAUCAAACUAUUGUUCUUUUUUUAUUUUGUGGACUCACAUAAAUUGUUCUUUUGUGAUAUUUUAUAAGAACAUAUAAUCAUAGGAUGUCUGUGUCACAAUAUUACACCAAUAUCAAAGUCUUCCAAUUAAUGCCAGCAGCCUUUUUUUUUUUAAUUAGAGAUUGUAUAACAAUUUGUAUAAUUUUUUUUUUCCUGAAAGAAAAUAUUAUGGUGAAUUUUACAGAUGGUCAUCAGAUUUUUGUUUUUUCUAGGUUGGUUGCACGCUUAUUUUUCAAUUAAGGGACCUUUUUAAAAUGAAUGUGACUUGUGUAUAAAAAGUAUAUACAAAAAUUCCAUAUAUUUAUGAUAAUUUUACAACAUUUUUGGUAAUAUAAAAAAAUGAAUCAUGUCAAAUUCUUUUUGAUUUGUGAAUUGAAAAGUAUAUUAAAUAGAAAUUU